GUUGCCACCCUUCCAACCUAAUAAUGCAAAUAGGGGAGUGCUCUCUUGUUAUUUUUCAAAUUUCUUGAGGGAUAAACACUUCUCUUAAUAGUCUCCCGAGUUAAUUAACUGAGCUGUUUUUUGUCUGGUGAUCAAGUACCCUCAGGGAGAUUUCUUAGAAAAUCACCGAACCGUUAUCGACCCCGACUGCGAGUUUGUCGAGUUCUGAGGGGAUGUCAUGAUCAUGGCGCAGCCUGUCAUGUUGCGAACAAUAGGAAUAGACAAUAAAAAUUUAAUUUUACAUACGCAGGAGACACAUCUGAAAAGAUUAUUGUGGGAACUCAUCUUUACCGUCAUUUGCUUGAAGUCGAAAUCAGUUUAUUCCACCUUGAAAGAAUUCGAGCAAUUGUUGACAAUGGAAACUUUUUGGGUCUGUAUCAUCUUAAUUUUGGCCCUGUCUUCAGGUGGCUGUCAAGAUCAAAUACUGGAUAUCGCAAUUCUGGCUGACGUAUCACGAAGUAUGAACUCCAGGCAACGCAGUGAUAAGAUAAAACUCAUCGAUGAGCUGGUGGAAAAGAAAGGUGUUUCCCCGUCAGGAAAUCAUUUUGCUGUAAUAACCUUUGCAAAGGAAGACAUUAUCGAAAGCAAUUUCAACGAUGAGUCAUACCACGAAGAAGACAAAUUAAAGCACUUUGUUCAGAAGACAGUCAGCGUGAGACCUAAGGCCUGGGGAACACGAACAGACCUAAUUGUCAAGUUUUCAAUCAUCAAUAUGCCGAAAAUCGAUGGCGGAUACACUGAGUGGUCUGAAUCUACAUGUAGCGUGUCGUGCGGCGGAGGAGAAAAGUCACUGACAAGAACAUGCACCAAUCCGCCGCCAUCCAACGGUGGAAAGGACUGCAGUGAACUGGGAUCAGCUGAAAAGACCGUUUCGUGCAACGAAGCAGAAUGCCCUGAGUAUUUCAUUGUCACUCUGCGUCUUCUAUGGUUAAAGUGGUGUGAUUAA
Molecule: messenger RNA, 985 nt
Organism: Stylophora pistillata
Lineage: Eukaryota; Metazoa; Cnidaria; Anthozoa; Scleractinia; Pocilloporidae
Product: von Willebrand factor
Source: RefSeq, a predicted model, not a curated record